GCUGUCAUGUGACCGCGCCCCGGAAUACAGGAAGAAGGCGAUUAGUAAGGAGAGUGGGUCGGUGGGCGCUUGGAAACAUGCUCCCCCUACUGGCCGCCCUGCUCCUCGCCCCCGUACAGUUUGGGGGCGCUCGUGUCAGCUAUGAGCCCACCUGGGAGUCCCUGGAUUCCAGGCCGAUUCCUGACUGGUUCGAUGACGUGAAAUUCGGCAUUUUCAUCCACUGGGGAGUCUUCUCCGUCCCCAGCUUCGGCAGCGAGUGGUUCUGGUGGUAUUGGCAAGGAAGUAAGUCUGAUGCUUAUGUCCGUUUUAUGUCAAAGAAUUACCCUCCAGGCUUCAGGUAUGAAGAUUUUGGGCCUCUAUUUACUGCUGAGUUCUAUGACCCAAAGCAAUGGGCAGACAUUUUAAAGGAGUCCGGCGCCAAGUAUGUUGUCCUCACUUCAAAACAUCACGAAGGAUACACCUUAUGGGGCUCAAAAUUUUCUUGGAAUUGGAACUCCAUGGAUGUUGGAUCAAAGCGUGACCUAGUUGGUGAGCUGGCAGAUGCUAUCCGGAAGAAUACAGAUUUGCACUUUGGACUUUACCACUCUCUUUUUGAGUGGUUUAACCCUCUUUUCCUAGCUGAUAAAAACAAUUCUUUCCGAACAAGCUAUUUCCCAAAUAGUAAAUCGUUACCUGAAUUAUACGAAAUUGUAAUGAAAUAUAGACCAGAAAUUCUUUGGUCAGAUGGCGAUGGUGAUGCCCCAUCUACCUACUGGAACAGUACUGGCUUCUUGGCUUGGCUCUACAAUGAAAGCCCGGUUAAAGAUGUCGUAGUAACUAAUGAUCGUUGGGGAUCUGGCUGCAUUUGUACACAUGGUGGCUAUUACACAUGUAGUGACCGCUAUAAUCCUGGCCACCUACUACCUCACAAGUGGGAAAACUGUAUGACUAUUGACAAGCGCUCCUGGGGAUAUCGGAGGAAUGCAUUCAUUUCCGAAUUAAUGACAAUUGAGGAACUGGUACAGGAGUUAGUUGAAACUGUCUCAUGUGGUGGAAAUCUACUAAUGAAUAUUGGCCCCACUCAUGAUGGUCGAAUUCCUGUUGUAUUUGAAGAGCGUUUGAAACAGAUGGGAAAAUGGCUUAAAGUUAACGGUGAAGCAAUUUAUAGUACAAAGCCUUGGACGGCUCAGAAUGACUCAGUGACACCAGGAGUUUGGUAUACGUGUAGGCCUCAAGAGCAGGCUGUGUAUGCUGUAUUCCUUAAAUGGCCUCUCAGCUGGAAAAUAAUCCUUGGAGAACCUAAUCCAUUUAUUGGGAAGACAGAGGUUCAACUUAUUGGAUAUGAAGGAACAUUAAAAUGGUCGCCAUUAGGAGAGAAAGGAAUGAUUGUAUCACUGCCAACCCUCAAUCCUUCCCAGAUGGCGGUCCAAUGGGGCUGGACACUGAAGGUCACUUACCUGAAGGAAGCAGUUUUAUCACCUAGGCACCAGACAUAACAUUUACGGUGUUACAGAAGAUUUAAUCAGACACAUUUCAGGGGAAUCUAAAGACGAAAAGUGAUUUUAUUUUUCUACUUAAUGAAGAAUUAUAUUUUUUUUUACAAUCAAAUAUGAGUAAAAUAAUAAUCCGUUUAUUUGUGAUAUGGUGGCAAUGACAGGAAUGGGAGAUUGAAAUACUGUACAUUUGAUUUAUAACUUAGCUUGUAGACUUAGGAAUCUUACUAUGCUAUAGGUACAGAGAGGUAUGUAUUUUUUCUACCCCCUCACAGAUUCUGUUACAAUCCACAGUAAUGUUGCCUGCUGUAUUCUGGGGGUAUUUGUUUUCCUUAAACCCUUAACGACCAAGGACGUAAAUGUACGUCCUGGUGCGAAGGUACUUCACGCACCAGGACAUACAUUUACGUCCUGUACAUAACCGCCAGCAUCGGAGCGAUGAUUGGGUCAUGUGCAGCAGGUCACGGCUAUUGAUUGCAGUCAGGGACUCACCGGUAAUGGCAAACAUUUGUGAUGGCGCGGAUGUCUGCCAUUAACCCCUCAGAUGCCGUGAUCAAUACAGAUACAUUUUAUGCUGAUCUGAUCGCCCGUGGCACAGCCGCGGGGAUCAGAUCAGCUAACAUGGCAGACGGAGGUCCCCUCACCUGCCUCUGCCGGAUUAUUCUGUUCUGGUCUGAGGUCGAGCAGACCAGAGCAGAAGAUAGCCGAUAAUACUGAUCAGUGCUAUGCCCUAAGCAUUGCACAGUACAGUAUUAGCAAUCAAAUACACAAAAAGUGUAAAAGAAAAGGGGGGGGG
Molecule: messenger RNA, 2268 nt
Organism: Hyla sarda
Lineage: Eukaryota; Metazoa; Chordata; Amphibia; Anura; Hylidae
Gene: FUCA2
Product: alpha-L-fucosidase 2
Exons: 7
Coding region: 78-1475 (465 amino acids)
Biological process (GO): fucose metabolic process; glycoside catabolic process
Cellular component (GO): lysosome
Molecular function (GO): alpha-L-fucosidase activity
Source: RefSeq, a predicted model, not a curated record